Molecule: messenger RNA, 1422 nt
Organism: Penicillium argentinense
Lineage: Eukaryota; Fungi; Ascomycota; Eurotiomycetes; Eurotiales; Aspergillaceae
Product: Zn(II)2Cys6 transcription factor domain-containing protein
Exons: 1
Coding region: 1-1422 (473 amino acids)
Biological process (GO): regulation of DNA-templated transcription
Molecular function (GO): zinc ion binding; DNA-binding transcription factor activity, RNA polymerase II-specific
Source: RefSeq, a predicted model, not a curated record
AUGAUUGGUCUUGCAUCCUUCACACCCGGCAGCACCAUGUCUACCUCCGUCAAGCCAAACGACACUUCUACUUUGACCACGUCAUUGCGAUCGUCGUGUGACAGAUGCCGCGCCCAGAAGUUACGAUGCGUCCCAUCCUCCCAGGCCGACCCCUCUGCCCCUUGUCAACGCUGUCUGAGGGGCAAGGAGCCUAAAUCUUGCACUUUCAGUCGACGACUACAAACGGGAAAGCCCCCUGCCUCGGGGAGACGAUCGGAUCACCGUCAGAACCCACGGAGAGAAAACCAUGUACCAACGAAAUUCUUACCCGGAAUGAACACAUUCACACUGUCAAGCUUAUCAUCACCGGAGCCGUCAAUCGUCGAGAAGAGCCGACCAGAAACAGCGACUUCCAGCGACAAAAGCCAGAGUUUGGAAUCAGAAGCCUUUUUGGACAGUCUCUGGAGCGACGAAUACACAACGUUUAUAGAACCAGCGCUGCAAACCCAUAUAAAUACGGUCGCACAUGUGCACGAACCCCCUAGUCACGCGGAGGAGUGCGAAAAACCCGAUUCAGGAGAGAUGAUGGACAUGCACGCAGAUCCGAGUUUUCAAUCAGACCUCGUUGAAUUGCUCGACGUCCAACAAAUCCUCGCUUCUCCGCCCUACACUGCAUCACCUCAGUUAGGACUAGAUUUUGAUACGAAUAUGGCCAUGGGUAUGGAUAUUCUGGAAGAGGAAACGCCCGGUCUCUUGGUCGAUCUUUCCGGCCUGCUGGGCAAAUUGUCACACUACGAAAUGGAACUAGCAAAGCUGUAUGAAAGCACGCUAGACAAUUACCCCAUAGGCGACGCGUUAUACCUUUCUCAGCGCUUUCAUGUCAUCUUGAUCAACCACGGAAGAAUCCCCACAUUCGACAAUUCAUCCGACAUUGACAUGCCAACGCGACUGCUUUCUCUCUCUUGCUACAUAUUACUAACGCGCAUUUACUUGACGAUCUUCAAAUAUCUUUAUGCGCACCUGUCACAGCUUCCGGCGGCCUUAUCGAACCGGGACUUGGGCCCAUCCUCCUAUUCGAUAGAAUACAAUAUGGACGCAUACCGGGGUUUGCGGUUAGGUCAGCUGCAGUCAAUAUCCGUUGGGUGGGAACCAGCGAUGCGCAUCAGGAAAGCUAUGUCUAUGCUUCUUAACUCGCUGGGCAAUUCCGAGAGAGCGCUCGGACUUCCUGCAACUGUGAGGACAGCUUUACAUACAGAGAAGUCACAGGAAGACGCCGAUGGGUCGGCAACAGAAAGCGUUCCUCUCUUCGAGGAAGGAGGGGUCUUGGCUCCGUUAAUGAAUGGGAGGUUACAAAAGAAGCUCAGGGAGCAGGAACGAAACCUGCGCGCCAAGGUGGAAGAUGUGGACGAUCUACUAGACGGGCUACUGGCACCGAGCAAAUAG